AUGUCGCCUAGCCCAAGUAAAGGCACGCGCGAAAAGACACGAGCUCAUGACAAGCGAAGCAUGCAAAUGCUCAAACAACAAUGGAAACACAUCCAAAAAGAGAGGGAGAGAGAAAGAGCGAGAGAGAGAGAGAGAGAGAGAGAGAGAGAGAGAGAGAGAGAGAGAGAGAGAGAGAGAGAGAGAGAGAGAGAGAGAGAGAGAGAGAGCACACGAGGGAAGCAUGAUCAUGGUCCCAAGCAUCAAUCCUCCAGAAAAAAAAAAAAAAAAAAACGAGGGGAGGGAAAAGGAGAGAGUAUGAGAAAGAGUUUGCCAAGGCGUGCAACCUGA
This is a messenger RNA of Closterium sp. NIES-65, 327 nucleotides long. Lineage: Eukaryota; Viridiplantae; Streptophyta; Zygnematophyceae; Desmidiales; Closteriaceae. The record is from the annotation of a GenBank genome assembly.